Molecule: messenger RNA, 4236 nt
Organism: Vespula vulgaris
Lineage: Eukaryota; Metazoa; Arthropoda; Insecta; Hymenoptera; Vespidae
Product: cilia- and flagella-associated protein 65-like
Exons: 18
Coding region: 292-4215 (1307 amino acids)
Source: RefSeq, a predicted model, not a curated record
UAUCAUAUAUAUGUAUAUAUAUAUAUGUAUAUAAUAAGAUUUAUAAUAAUUAAUAAAUUUAAAAAACUACACACUUUCUUGUUAAGAUUUACUAAUCAAUUUUUUGACAUUUUUUCGCGCUAUAAAAGUCGCUACUUAUGGCACGUGACUAUAAUACUAGAACUUUAGUUAUCUAUAAAUGUAGAUGGCGUAAAGUGUAAAAAUAAAUGGAGCGAAUUUUCAUGGAUUUCAAAUAAGUCAACAAUUAUUUUUGUUCAAGUUUAAUACAGAAUUCAUUAAUUAAAAUAAAAAAUGUUACAGUAUUGCUGUGAUGCAAAAGAUAUCAAAAUAAUUGAUUUUGGUGAAGUUGAAAUGGGUAGAACGAUUAUCAAAUCAAUUAAGAUAAUGAAUGAAAGUUGUAAAGAACAAUUUUAUGAAGCACAAAGGGAUCCUGUAACAAAUCCUAUAGAUCACGUUUUUAAUUUAAAGUCAUAUACCUGGACUUUAUUACCUGAACAAUCUUUUUGUUGCGAAGUACAAUAUCGACCUGUUGUACCAUGUUCUAAAAAUGUGGAUUAUUUUAUUAUUACUGGUACCGCUUCUACAUAUAUAAAAAUUAUUGCUCAUGGAACUUGUAUUGGUCCUAAAAUUUCGUCAUCAGUAAAUAAAAUUAUAUUAAAGUGUUCAAAAAAACAUACACAAGUGAAAAAACAAAUAAAACUUUUAAAUCAUUCAAAAGUAAAAGCGGCAUUUAUAUUUGAUAUUGAUAUAGAACAUAGACAUUUUAAAUUAGAUAUCAGACAAGGCAUACUUAAUCCUUGUGAUUAUAAAUAUAUAACAAUAACUUUUAUACCAACUAAAGAAGGAGUUUAUGUAUAUCAUUUACCUUGUUUAAUAUUGUAUCAGAGUCCUAUUAUUAUAAAAUUAUAUGGAUUUUGUAUACCAAUUCAUCAGCAAUCUCAGAUUAAUUUAGAGUCACAUGAAUUUAGUUCACAAGUACAAAAUGGUUUUGAAGAAUAUAUGAGUGAUAGUAUUAACAUAAAAAAAGAAAAUUUAGAACUAGUAUCUUUAUCUAAAAAUUAUUUUGACUGUAGUCAAGUAGAUACAAAAAAUAAAAUAAAUAGAGCUCACCAAACUGUUUGUUUCACGAAUCAUAGUGAAACAAAUUUAGUACUCAAAUGGGAUCAAGAUGUUACUGGAGUUUUUAAAAUAGAACCAUGCAUUGCAAAAAUAUGUCCAAAUCAUUCUGCUUUGUUUGAAAUUAUUUUUCAACCUAAUGAAGAAAACAAUUUAUAUACAAAGCAAUUCAUUGGAUAUUUUUUUGAUGAUGAUGCAAAAAGUGAAGAAGAAGAAGAAGAAAACAAAAUUUUUGCAAUUCCUUCCUUUACAUGUAUACGAGUAAUAGGGCAUUCCUUUCCUACUAGUUCUGCAGGAUGGAUUCCUCAGUAUGAAUUACCAUCAACAAUUGUACUACCACCAUGUAUUCCACCAUUACCAGUAUAUACAACAUUUCUAAUUAAGAAAUUUGGCCAUUUGCCUUUAAUGUUUCACUUUCUGCCACCAGCAGAUAGCCAUUUUGUUGUUAAACCAAUGUUGGGAAUUAUUUAUGAGGAUUAUCAGGUGGUGGUAGUUCAAAUGUGUCCUGAAGUUAUGGGAGAACAUCUAUAUAUGGAACAAUGGGCCAUAUGUUUUAAUGGAAAUCCGAAGAACAAAGAUUAUAUUAGUUUUAAAGGAUAUACAGAAUAUGCAAAUAUUAGUUUUAAUAAGAGUACAAUAACAUUUGCUACAGUACAUUUAGAUACUCAGCAAAAAGAACAAAUACUUAUAAGAAACCUUACUCGUCACAUCAUUAUGUACCAAUUUUUGAAUGUACCAUCACAAUUGAUUAUUCCACAUUUAAAGGGUCAAAUCUAUGCUAAUGAUAUCCAUUCUCAUGAAUGGGUGUUUCACCCUACAGAAUGUGGAGAAUAUAAUUUUGAUAUUAAAUGUGUUCUGAUGGCUAUACAAAAUGAUUUACCUGCUGGAACAGAAGUUAGCAUAACAUUACAUGUUACUGGGAAAUGUGAAGCUGGUUUACUUCUGGCAAUACCUAAUGAAUUAAAUUUUGAUGUACAACUAUAUGGAAACAAAAAAACUAAGAGUUUUUAUGUUUAUAACUUUAGUUCCGUCAAUAUACCUUUCAAGAUAAUAUGUUGCCAUCUCUCUUGGCCUGUAGGAUGUAUAAAACGCGAUGUAAAAAUAUAUCCACUUUCUGAAACUGUUCUUCCAGGAAAGUCAAAAAAAAUCACCGUAUCUAUUACUCCAUACACACCAGGAUUUUAUGAAAUAGCAAUUAAAUAUAUAGUAAGAAUAAAUUCUUGGACGGAUAACAUUAGUUACAUGCAAUUAUCUCGAAAAAUAUGCAAUAUUUAUUGUAUGUGUGAAUUGCCCAGUUUAAAGAUCGAAGAUGUACACUUUCAUGGAGUUUGCUCAUUAAUAUCUAAAAUUAAUUUAUGGAAAAUAAUAGAAGUAGAUAGAUUGAAUAUUACUUUGAAAAAUAUAUUGCCAUAUGAGAAGGAAUCACAAUACAUAUUUUUCCCACCAAUGAUACUACAUGAAAAUCCUAUAUGUAUAAAAUUAUGUAUAUCUAAUCCAACAUCAGUGAAUACUACAUGGAAUAUUAAAAGAAUGCAAUUAUGCUUUUGCAAAACAAUAAGUAAAUCGCGAGGUCUUUCAUUUCGAUAUAUGGAAUUAGAUUGUGUUCACAAGAAAGUAUGUUCUAUUUAUCCACAAUCAGGAUUUAUAAAGCCAAAAGAAAAAAUUGUCAUUAAUAUAGAAUUACGUUAUUUACUAUUGGGAAAAACUAGAGUAAAAUGGGAUUUAAAUAUUGGCCAUGAACGCCAUAUUUUUUUGUAUAUGCAAGUUGAAGCUUUAUCUGGAUCUGAAAAAGAACUUUUACUUUAUCCACAAACUGUAAAAUUGGACUCUUAUUUUGGCAAUAAGAAAGCUCAACAUCAGAUAUGUUGGAUUUAUAAUUAUACAAAUAACUAUUUACCAUAUACUGUGGAUAUUACUAAUCUACAUAAAAUAAAUCAAAUCUAUCAUUCAGAAAUACUUGCAUGUUUGAAUCCAAAUGGUAUUGUAGAACCACAAUCUCUUACACCUCUUAUUUUGAAAUAUCAUCUUAAACAAUUUAGAGCAAUUCAGGCAUAUCUUUCUAUCACUUUUGGCGAUAAAAAAACAGAAUUAUUUAUAAGUAGCCAACCUUCUAUUGUAUAUCCACCUAGAAUGAUAAAAGAAAUUCUACCUAAUUUUGAUGCUUUUAAAAUUAAAGAAUUACCAAUAUAUUUUUCAACCGACUAUAUACACUUCUACACAAGUAUACACAAUUGUUCUGUUAAGAUGUUUAUGAUGUAUAAUACUUCAAACCAUGAUAGAUUUGCCUAUACAUGGAAAAGUAACAGUGUACCAGGAUUAUGGAAUAUAGAAAUUUAUCCCAAAGAAGGUGUUAUACGACCUAAAAAAAUGCAAAGUUGUCGUAUAAUAAUUAAUGUGAAAAGUUUAACUUGCCAAAUAAAUAUUAAUGUAAUUUGUGAAUUUCUCAAUAUUAGCCAAAGACGAAUGAUUCAAAGGAGUAUUUAUAAAUAUAAUGAGAUAUGUAAAAAACUGGAGUCAGAAUUUAUUUUUACAGAAAAAGGUGAACAGUUUCCAAAAUUACCAUCAAAACCAAAAAAAAAGCCUGACAUAUUUUGUAAAACAUUGUCCAUACAUUGUAAUAUAUACAACCCAGAAGAUAUUCUUUUAAGAACUAAAUUAAUAGAAGAAUUAAAAAUGGUUCCAACAGAUGAACUUCAGAUACAAAACAAUAUAAAAUCCUCUGACAAUUAUGAACAUACUAAAAUGAUGUUAUUCAUUUUAGAAGGAAUGACAUGGGAUAUUCUUAAUAGUAGAAUAUUUAAGCAUACAAUUCAAGAAUAUGUACUUAAUGGACCACACUUGUAUUAUUCUCAAUUUUUCACAAAUCCAUUGGAAAGUGAAAAAUUAAUAAUGAAAUCAUAUAUAGCACCGCCACGAAAGUUGAUUGCAACUAUAUUAGAAAAAAUGCUGUUUUUUAUAAUACUCAAAGAAUUUCACUUGGAAAUUGGACAUUUAUUUAAACAAGAAGAUAUCAGGCACUUAAAUUUUACACAUUUCGCAUACAUAUUGCAAACGUAUAAUAAAGAUAAGGAUAAUUUUCAUGAUAGCUUUAGAGAUUGACAUAAAAUUCUUUUGUGAAUU